AUGGAAUUUGAAUAUAUCUCAUGUGUCAAUUUUUUAAGUAAAAAUAAUCUCCUAAUUUCUGAGUGCUUUUCCAUUCCAGCAUCAGCCACAGCGUUGACAACUUCACCCGUUCCUACCUCAAGCCCAGCGGCAGCUUUAGUCCUUGCAACUGGCAUCGCUCCCACUUCAGUAGAAGCAGCUCGCCUGUCAUCACCUAGCAAUGGCCUCUGCCCACCACACUGCACAGGCCCUUUGGCAACUGCUCCAGUUAUAGCCACUCCAGUUGACACAUCUUCGACCUCAGCAGAAUCAAGCCCUCCAAAUGAUGCAUCUCCAGUCUCAGCAGGAGAGGAAACACCCCUAGAUGCAUCUUCAUCUUCUGAAGAAGAGGAAGCAUCCUCAGACGCUUCUUCAUCAUCGGGAGUGACCUCCUCUGACAGUUCUUCAACCUCAGCAGAAACAAGCUCUUCAAAUGAUGCAUCUUCAGCCUCCACGGAAGAUGCCUCCUCUGAUACAUCUUUAACCUCAGCAGACGUGGCGAGUGGAGAGCCAACUGAUGUAUUGUCAGCCUCAGCAGAAGAGAACUCCUCUGAGGCAUCUUCAGGCUCCGCAGAAGACACCUUCUCUGACACUUCCUCAGCCUCAGCCGAAUCCAGCUCUUCAACUGAUGCAUCUUCAUCGGCAGAAGAGUCAUCCUCUGGCACUGCUUCAACCUCAGCAGACUCAAGCUCUCCGAAUGAUGCAUCUACAGUCUCCACAGAAGAUACCCCCUCUGACACUUCUUCAGCCUCACCAGAACCCAGCUCUCCAACUGAUAUGUCUUCAGCCUCAGCAGAAGGGAGGAGUGGAGAGUCAACUGAUGAAUCAUCAGCCUCAAAAGAAGAGACCUCUUCAGAUGCCUCUUCAGUCUCCACAGAAGAUACUUCCUCUGCUACUUCUUCAGGCUCAGCGGAAUCCAGCUCUUCAAAUGAUAUGUCUUCAACCUCAGCAGAAGGGAGGAGUGGAGAGCUCAGUGAUGCGUCUUCAAUCUCUGCAGAAGAGACGUCCUCUGAUACAUCUUCAACCUCAGCAGAAUCGGGUUCUACAACUGAUCCAUCUUCAACCUCGGCAGAAGAGGCAAGCUCCUCUGAUACUUCUUCAACCUCAGCAGAAGCGAGCUCUCUAAAUGAUACAUCUUCAGCCUCAGCAGAACUGACCUCUCCAGGCGACCCAGUUCCAGCCCUGACAGAAGUGACUCCGCCGCCUGACCUGCCUCUGCGCCUGGUAGGCGGGCGAAGCCGUUGUGAGGGCCGGCUGGAGGUGCGGCACCAGGGGGUAUGGGGAACUGUAUGCGAUGACCGCUGGAACAUCAAGAAUGCCAGAGUUGUGUGCCGCCUCCUGGGCUGUGGUCAUGCGCUGGGCGCCCCUGGCAGAAGCCACUUUGGGGCAGGCACAGGCCCCAUCCUGAUGAAUGAAGUGCGCUGCUCUGGCUUGGAGGACUCUCUGGAGAGCUGUGCCCAUGCUGGCUGGAUAAGGCACAACUGCCACCACCGUGAGGAUGCCAGUGUAGUCUGUGCAGGUCAAGCUGACGCUCUUGUGCCCAAGGAUAAUGCUCAGCUGUCCUGUCUGCCUCACCUCUUCCAAGCUGUCAUUGACCGAGGUUAUCUCCGGAGAUUAGGCUACUCCUCCUGGGACAUCCAUUUAAAUGAUAGGAUGUGUCGCCCCCAGGUCACUGGGCGUUACCUCAUCUUCAAUAUCCCUUAUGGCCACUGUGGCACCAUCAGGCAGGAGCAUCAAGGCUCUCCCAGCUACUCCAACUCCAUCAGAGGCAGAACUCAAGGCCACCCUGGCCGAGUCAUAGUGAGGCACAAGGUGCCCCAGGUGAAGUUCACCUGCAAAGUGGAUGGCCAGUCUGCAAUGGAAAUUGUGCAUGGGAGUGACACUCAGAAGGACCAUGUCAGCUACGAUGUGUCAAUUUCAUUCCUCCAGUCUCCUGCAUCCCGGAAUAUGGGGGUUGGAGCUCCUCCUUAUACCCAUCAGAGGGAAGAGGUCUUCCUGCAGGCCACCCUCCACAGCCACAAUCCCAAUCUGAAGCUCGUGGUGGAUACCUGUGUGGCUUCUCCUGACCCCAGUGAUUUCACAACUGUCAAGUAUGAACUGAUUCAGGAAGGGUGCAUCAAAGACAAUUCCUACUCCGACCUGCAUACCUCUGGGAAGAAUGUGGCCCAGUUCAAGUUCAACGCCUUCAGCUUCCUCAAAAGCUAUGAUGUGGUCUACCUGCAGUGUAAGGUUGCUGUCUGCCGAAUCGGAGACCAAUCUUCCCGAUGCUCACAAGGCUGUAAAAGGCGAGGGAGGAGAGGCACAGGCUCUGCAGAGGCCAGAGAAGAACCAACUGAGUACUUCCAAACAGUGGGACCACUGAAGAUCCACAGAGCAGGUCAUCAGAGCAAGACCCUAGUGUGAUCUCUCACGCUGUAACAAAAGUGUGUCGGGAAACUGGAAGCAAGGUAUUUUUCUUAGCAGAAAGCUAUGUUUGGUCAACCAGAAGCCAGACAUUGGCAGCACUGUCUACUGUAUCCAUUCAGAUGGGCAGGAGAAGCCAAGGGAUUUCUUCUCUGGGGUUUGUCACUAACCAAUCCUGAGCACUAACUUCUAAGGCAGUUUGUCUGUUGUAGGCAAUAAAGGAAAAUAAAGAAUGCUGAUUCUGUUAUUCUUCACUCUUAAGACCUUGACCAUUGUCUUCAAAUGUAUGAAACAUUAGAAAAAGCGUGGUUGUCUAUCUUUUUCCUGUGGGCAACUAAAGAUUGUUUUUAAAAACAUCUGCUACUAUUUGGGUGCUGAAAGGUGGGUGGCCCUCUUUCUGUUCUUCUGGAAAUAUAUUAAUUCAUUUCCAAAUACU
This is a messenger RNA of Alexandromys fortis (reed vole), 2857 nucleotides long. RefSeq names its product deleted in malignant brain tumors 1 protein-like. Lineage: Eukaryota; Metazoa; Chordata; Mammalia; Rodentia; Cricetidae. Gene Ontology annotation, molecular function: protein-lysine 6-oxidase activity. Gene Ontology annotation, cellular component: membrane. The coding region runs from base 1 to 2421 and encodes 806 amino acids. Gene Ontology annotation, biological process: peptidyl-lysine oxidation. The record is from RefSeq and is a predicted model, not a curated record. The transcript is spliced from 34 exons.